AGUUCAACAAGCCUUCUAUCUUCUGCACGUUUGCUUCCGACUUUAUUUUUCGACAUUCGUUUUUUCGUCGCCAUCGUCGUUGGUCGAGUGACUCCCUUCAAACAUGGAAGCACAGCCCCCCGCGCUGCUCAGCGCACCGCGGAUGUUGACGCUUGUAGGAUCUAUCCUCGUAUCCCUCAGUUCAGGGACAAACUAUAUAUACUCUGCAUACGCUCCACAAUUAGGCGCACGUUUGUUCCUCUCCCACACCCAGUUGAAUGUUAUCGGCCUCGCAGGGAAUGUGGGUGUAUAUCUGAGCGGCCCAGCCUGGGGUCGAGUAGUCGAUACAAGGGGUCCUCGUAUUCCGCUUAUCAGUGCCUCUGCCUGCCUCCUCAUAGGAUAUCUCGGCAUAAGGGGCAUCUACGACAAUGGUGCUGGAACAGCAAUAUCGUUCAUGCAUCUUGUCAUCCUCAUUGCCUGCACUUUCAUAACCGGGUUGGCUGGAAAUGCAGGCCUUGCCGUUGCUGUAAACACUACGGCCAAGAGCUUCCCUGAAACCUCGCGCGGAACUAUCACAGGUCUCGUUCUGUCUGGUUUCGGCUUAUCCGCGUUUUUCUUCGCUACAGUCGCCAGUAUCGCAUUCCCUGGCGACACAUCUGCUCUUCUCCUUGUCCUGGGCCUCGGAGCUGCCAUGCCCAUGCUUCUUGGUCUUGUGAUAGUCCGUCAAAUUCCGUUACCUCCUCCGAGUACCACACUCGGUAUCGAAGGGGGCCUUCAUGGACGCGAGGGAUAUCACCCGAUUCCGAGCGGUGAUGCCGCUCUAUUUAUUCAUGAGAAUGACAGCCACACCUCCCUUCUUGAUCCCACGGAACUCGUAUACGAGGCACCAAACUAUCAUGUCCCCGAAUCAUCGACCGCAGUGGAACUUGUGUCGGACCGGAUUGUAUCGAGAGGGUCGAGUGCCAAGAGGAGUGCGAGUCGUGCAAGGCCCGUGCAUGAUGGGCCUAAUGUCUAUGGGAAGCAACUAUGGCUUACCCCAGAUUUUUAUCUUAUUUUUGUUAUCAUGUCGCUUCUAAGCGGAACCGGGCUCAUGUAUAUCAAUAAUGUUGGUUCCAUAUCUCAGGCAUUAUAUGCCAAGGGGAAUCCUAAUUACGACGAGUUAGAAGCUUUGCGAUGGCAAGCCGCACAGGUUUCAACUCUCAGUGUUUGCAACUUCGCAGGACGUAUUCUUACUGGAUUAAUUGCGGACUUGAUCCGAAUUCGCCUACGUCUCCCUCGUGCAUACUGUCUUUGCAUCGUUUCAACGCUCUUUGUCGUCUCUCAAUUGUCUGCCAUCAGCAUCAACGACGUUGCGCAUCUUUGGAAAGCAACUGCGCUACUUGGGCUCGCAUACGGUGGUCUGUUCGGCAUUGCCCCUACGAUUAUCAUUGACUGGUUUGGGCUGACACAUCUCUCGGAGAAUUGGGGAUAUGUCUCACUCAGUCCACUAGUGGGAGGGAAUAUUUUCUCGCUUCUGUUCGGUCGUAACCUCGAUUCACACGCCUCAGACGAUGACACCGGAACACAUUCUUCUUUACCCUUGGUAAGGCGUGGUGGUCUUCCAAGCGAACGCCAAUGUUUUGAUGGACGCGACUGCUAUGUCUCGAGUUUGUACGUAACGGCGACAGCGUGCUUGAUUGCACUUGGGCUGAGUGUGUGGGCGGGAAUGAGGGACCAGAGAAAGACAACGGAGGCAAAGAGGGAAGUUGUUUGGGAUGCUGAAGACUAAGUAGACAGAAAGUUUUAGGCAGAUAUUCAUUGCAAGAUAUAAUCAUCAUAGGCUCGCUAGAAACACCAAA
Suillus discolor is the source of this 1817-nucleotide messenger RNA. RefSeq names its product major facilitator superfamily domain-containing protein. The transcript has 10 exons. Gene Ontology annotation, molecular function: transmembrane transporter activity. Gene Ontology annotation, biological process: transmembrane transport. Bases 104 to 1747 code for a protein of 547 amino acids. NCBI's taxonomy places the organism in Eukaryota, Fungi, Basidiomycota, Agaricomycetes, Boletales, Suillaceae. The record is from RefSeq and is a predicted model, not a curated record. Gene Ontology annotation, cellular component: membrane.